AUGCGGAUCAAGAUCAAAUAUAAUCGGCGGACAAUACUGCUCAGAGUUCCAGCUCAGCCUUUAGUAUUGGUCCCUCAACCGACAGCUCUAGUUCGUUUGCAGAUGCUGCGUGCAUGGACACUUCACGGUGGUGUUAGGCACGGCCAUAAUUAAUAUUAGGGACGCCCGGGAUCAAGUUCACGCUAUUCGGGUACUCCUUGGUAGCGGAUCCCAAAUCACGGCUGUUUAGCUCGAUUAGGGCUCCCUAAGCGUCAUAUUAUGUCCGAUAUCGCGGGUCUUGCGCGGUCCAGUGUCUCACGUGGAGGGUGUAACCAGUUGUAAAUUUUCGCCGAACUUAAAAUCGGACUAUGUGUUCCCGUCGGUUAGCCUGGUCAUCUUAACGCAGAUUACCACUGCUAUGCCGUCCAUAUAUCUACCGUAAAGCGUGCAUUAACGGUAUCAACAUCUCCGACUCGCUGAUAAGGACUUUGACAUUCCGUCGCGCAUUGAUGUUCUAUUCGGUGUAGACAUUUUACCUUGUCUUAUCUGCCCGUACGCCGGUAUUAAACAUCAUACUGGUUUACCAUUUGCGUUAGAUACUCAGCUCGACUGGAUAGUUUUCUCGACAUCUAACACUCCACCUUUGGUCACUUGAACGACCGCUGUCGAUUCACUUGUCGGUGACCUAUUGCAAAACUUUUGGGCAGUCGAAGAACCGUCCACACCAAUAUCACUCACCGCUGAAAAUCAGUGGUGUGGUGAAUAUUUCGAAAAUUCUACGUUACGUGAUUCCUUGGGCCGAUUUUGCGUCGCAUUAUUAUUCCGUGAUUUCUUUAGUUAUUCGGUAGAUCAUCAAGCUUCGUCGUCUUAUGGCCUUGGUGUGUCUCGGUCGAUGGCUUUGAAACGUUUUUAUAACCAUGAGAGACGGUUAACAAAGGAUUCCGAGCUUUACGCUGCUUAUCGGCAGUUCAUGUCCACAUACUAGCAUUGGGUCAUAUGGUGCCAGCUCCAGAGCCUGGAAAAUAUUUUAUUCCACACCACGCUGUGCUCAAGGCCAUCAGCAGUAUGUCAAAAAUACGCGUAGUCUUCGAUGCUUCUUCCAUCUCCUAAUCUGGUCGUUCUUUGAACGAUGUACUGUGUACCACUCCCAAAUUGCAAACGGACUUGCGUGACAUCUUACUUCGUUGCCGAGUGAACAGAUAUAUUUUCACCGCCAACAUUGUAAAAAUGUACCGACAAAUUUUAAUCCGCUCGAAAGAUCGCGUCUUCUAACACAAAUUUUGGCAACGAUAUCCAAAAAUUUCAACUGGGAACGAAGUUCCUUGCAAUCCGUUGUCUAGACGAACUUGAUGCCCAAGACGGUCAUCGCUUUCCAUUAGCAAGUAGUGUCCUCAUUCAAACAGCCUAUGUCGACGACGUUGUUAUCGGUGCUGAUAUUGAAGAACAACUAUUUCCUCGAAAACAUGCUUUUAUAUGUUUACUUCGCAGCGGAGCUUAUGGGUUAAACAAGUGGACGAGUAACAGUGCCCACGUCGUCGAGUCUCUCCUUUCUGAAGAUCGAAUUGCUUUCGUAUCAUUUGACCUAUGGGACGAGAAUUCGGUUAAGAUCCUUGGUCUCCAUUGGGACACGAGUAACGACAACUUCGCCUAUCACAUCAGCAUUCAACAAACCAGAUGUAUAAAACGUCAAGUUUUUCAGUCAUUGUGCACUUGUUUGAUCCCAUCGGCUCGCUUUGUCCGUUGUUACUGUGGGCAAAGUGCUUCAUGCAGUCGUUGUCUUCAGCAAGCUCAGGUGGAACGAUCCAAUGUCCAACGAAUUAUUGUCCACGUGACGUCAAUUCCGAUCGGAGCUGCUAGCCGUAUUCAAUUUAAAUAUCCUUGGUUAUAUUCCAGUUAUAUGUAG
This is a messenger RNA of Cinara cedri, 1882 nucleotides long. The record is from the annotation of a GenBank genome assembly. Lineage: Eukaryota; Metazoa; Arthropoda; Insecta; Hemiptera; Aphididae.